Molecule: messenger RNA, 966 nt
Organism: Lindgomyces ingoldianus
Lineage: Eukaryota; Fungi; Ascomycota; Dothideomycetes; Pleosporales; Lindgomycetaceae
Product: P-loop containing nucleoside triphosphate hydrolase protein
Exons: 7
Coding region: 1-966 (321 amino acids)
Biological process (GO): double-strand break repair via homologous recombination
Cellular component (GO): cytoplasm; chromosome
Molecular function (GO): 3'-5' DNA helicase activity; four-way junction helicase activity
Source: RefSeq, a predicted model, not a curated record
AUGUUGCAGCUGUACUGCUCACGGCGACGCUUCCGCCAUCACGAGAGUGCGAACUGGAGGCUGGCAUGCUGGUUCGGUGUGCAACCCGGCAAGCUAGAGGAGACAGCGCUCACGGUAGGCUCACGGCGGCAGUCGUCGUUGCUUGCGACAGGAGAGAAGGGCGUGGUGUACUGCCGCAGCAAGGAACAGUGUCAGAGGAUACCAGAAGAGCUUAGAUGCGAAUACUAUCACGCUAACGUCCCCAAUCGCGCUGAACAGGUAAAGCAGUGGCUCGGCUCUGGUGGGCUGAUCGUGGCUACGUCAGCGCUGGGGACGGGGGUUGAUUACCCCGGGGUGGUGUAUAUACCACACGUGGGGAUGCCGUGGAGCAUGAUCGACUUCGCGCAAGAGAGCGGGCGUGGAGGGCGAGCCGGGGAGGAGGUUGACUCAGUUAUUGUUGUAGAGCGUAGAUCUGUGGAACGGGAGAUGCUCAAGCACAGCGACGACUUAUGCGUGCAGGCCAUAGCGCUGAUGAGCAUGUACAUGGACAGCAAGGCUGUGGCGUGCAACGACAUUGAGUCUGCUGGAUGUGACCAGUGUAGAGACACUAAGUGGCAACAGGUUCAAGAGAUAAUAGACAAGGUGCGGGCAGGAUGUGCUAUAUGCUGGGUGCUAGACAACUUGGGGCGGGACAAUCAGAGGUAUUGCGCUACAGGCAGGUGUAAGGACGGAGCUCUGUACCACUACGCCAAUACAACCAAAAAGGUGCGAAUAAUCAACCAACAGUUGAUUAUUGCGUACAGAAUAGUAUAUAUACCCGUCGCACGUAAGCACCAUCUCGGCCUUACACUAGUACCGCUAGUACGAGCAGCUGCUGUUGGGGAUGGCUGGGCAGUUGGGAUUAUCCGACAGUGCGGAUACUGCGGAAAGCUAGGCGGAGACUGGAGAGAGUUUGCAGCGUGGUUAGGGAAGCGGCAUAGGUAUUAG